UACUUGCGCAUCCAUCUUCGUGCGCUUCCUUAGGGGAUGCUGCAGACUGCUUUGCAGGCGGUUUCCCCUUCGGAAGGGCUGUCCUCCGAGCAGUGAGGGCUGUCCCCCGCAUCCCCCGGGCAUCCCCUUCGGGCAAUUUCCGAGAGCGGAUCGGCGCGGGGCGGGCACGGCCUCCGCUCCGCGCUGCCUCCUGCCCCGCCCGGCGCCGCGGGCCCAGCCGGGCCGGGCCGGGCCGAGCCGAGCCGGGCAUGGCGCCGCUGGUGCUGUACCACUGGACGCAGUCCUUCUCCUCGCAGAAGGUGCGGCUGGCAAUAGCCGAGAAGGCGCUGAAAUGCGAGGAGCGCGAUGUGAACCUGCCCCUGAGCGAGCACAACGAGCCGUGGUUCAUGCGCUUGAGCUCCUCUGGAGAAGUACCCGUCCUCAUCCAUGGGGAAAACGUCAUUUGUGAGGCAACGCAGAUUAUUGAUUACCUUGAAGCAACGUUUGUAGAUGAGGAAGUACCAAGAUUAAUGCCAGAAGAGGGGAGCAUGUAUUAUCCAAGGGUGCAGCACUACAGGGAGCUUUUAGACUCCUUGCCUAUGGAUGCCUACACACAUGGCUGCAUCCUGCACCCUGAGUUAACAGUGGACUCCAUGAUUCCAGCCUAUGCUACCAGCAGAAUCCGUAGCCAAAUAAGUAACACAGAAUCAGAAUUGAAGAAACUUGCAGAAGAAAAUCCAGACCUUCAAGAUGCCUAUAUAGCAAAACAGAAGCGCCUUAAGUCUAAACUGCUGGAUCAUGAUAAUAUAAAAUAUCUAAAGAAAAUACUGGAUGAACUGGAAAAAGUUUUGGAUCAGGUUGAGACUGAAUUGCAGCGGCGAAAUGAGGAAACACCAGAAGAUGGAAAUCAGCCGUGGCUCUGUGGUGAUUUCUUCAGUCUGGCAGAUGUAUCACUUGCUGUCACAUUACAUCGCCUGAAGUUUCUGGGAUUAGCAAGAAGAAACUGGGGAAAUGGAAAGCGGCCCAACUUGGAAGCUUAUUAUGAGCGUGUCGUGAAGAGAAAAGCAUUUUACAAAGUUUUGGGACACGUCAACAAUAUAUUAAUCUCGGCUGUCCUGCCAACAGCAUUCCGCGUGGCCAAGAAGAGGGCUCCCAGGGUUCUGGGCACCACCCUGCUGGUCAGCAUGCUGGCAGGGGUGGGUUACCUUGCUUUCCUCUGUCUUCGGAAGAGAUUUGCCAACACGGUGCUAUCGAUUAGAACCAGGCAAAAUUAUUUUUAGACAUUGUCUGUCCCUGGUGGUGAGUGGAGGGCAUCUCUGCCCUCAGGAAAAUAUCUUCAAUAAAAUAUAAAUGUAGAAGAACGAUUAUGUCUGCGAAUUAGAACUUUGCCACAGAGUAAUCAUCUCCUGCUGCUGUUUAAUUGGGUUGGCAAUGCUGAGGUAGUUUUCAAAAAUAUUUGUUGGGAGGACGACAAAAGAAAGAAGAGACAUACUUUUCAGCCAAGGGACUAUAACUCUGACAGUGCUUUAUUAAAGUGGUUAUUGUCUCCUAUACUCAGUAGCUGACCUAAUUAAUAUGCUUUUAUUUAAUAGAUAUGCAGCAAUGUGACAGCUUUUCACUGUAGAUGAAAUGCAUUAUUGUGAAGAAACCAGCAUUGUUAAAAUACUGAAAAUAGCUCUUAUUUUAAAUGCUCAGAGUAAGAUUUAAUUGGAACAUUGUGCCUGUUGAGUACAGAACCAAGUUUCUCUGUACUGAUUAUUGUCUGCUAAUUUGCAGUUGGACCUCAAGGAAUGUGUUAAAAAUAAUCUUGUAAAGCCACUUUUGUCAGUGUAUGUUCAUGCAGCAAUUCAGGAAAAGACCUGAAGCAGGUAAGAGCAUCAGUGAUUUGUCUGCCACACAAGAGAAAUUCUCCAGAGUCAUCACUGGACAACAAAUACUACAAUUUUGCUGAAAUACAAAUGGAAGCAAAACACCUGACACUUGUCUUUUGAAAGUCUUUUGGGCUCAGCCUCGAACUCUGGCAGAAUCAAAUCAAACUGUCUUGGUGCACAUUUGCUGCUUUCUUUGGGGUGGCUUAAUAUGGUUGCCUCCAUAUGAGUGUCCCUCGUACUGUGUUUCACUCUGAGCACUGGCUAUUUUUUGCACACUUCUUGGCAGCACUAGCAAUUGUACGUGUCUGUAUAAAAUGCUUGCCCACAACGUGCCACAACCAACUAUAAAACAUAAGCAGAGCAAUGCCUUUUUGUAUCAGUAAUUAAAAAUAUUUCACUAUCUAUCAGUCUGGUUAGGUAGCCUAGAUUGAAGGUAAAGGUGUAAUUUAGCAAUCUGUUUAAUUAUGGAUGGGGUCAUGUUGAUGCUAAGUGAAAAAUACAGAAAGUUUGGAGACGAUUUGUACUGCUAAUUUUUUGCAAAACCGCCCUCUUGUUGCAUGGAGGAAAGGUGUAGAAAAACAGUUUGAUUACUUCCUAUUACUCAAUAGAUGCUGUGAGUUUUAUUCGUUUUGAACUGAGCUCCCAUUUCAACAAGAAAUGUACAUUUACCUGAAAUGUACAUUGAAUCCUUUUGCAUCAAAAAAGCAUUUGGGAAGGGAUGAAAAUUCUCAUGACAGUUUAGUAAGACUUUUGUAUGCUUGAUGAAUGUUUGAAAGCCUCAGAGUUUUGUUUACAAGUUGUACAUAGAUGCAACAAACAAAGCAUAGCUUUUAGUGUUUGCCUAUCAACAAUCAGUGCUAACAGGCCUAAGUACAUUUCAGGUCCUGUGCUGCUGGGUGUGGUCUCUGCACAAUUGCAUUUAGGUGUCAAGAAGAUCAUCUCAAGUUUGCUGGAGAGAACUGAGGUCAGUUUCUGUCUGGGCAAGCUCACCAUCUAGUAGAUAUCAAUACGGAUAAAAUUAUUGGAUACUCCUGCUUAUUAUUUAAUAUUGUGCUAGUUGUCUAGCAAAAGUAGACCUAAAUCUCAUUACUCCUUUUCAGUAAUAAGAAACAUCUUACCUAGGAAACAAUGUGCUUUUUCAUUUGUAAAAAAGACAGUAUUAUAUAAUUCUAUUUCAUGAUCCAGUGGUUCUCAAGAACUUGUUGAAUUGAAUGUGCUCUAUUUGGAAAAGAUUUAUUAUCUCUAGAGUGGGUUUAAUCCAACAAUACUAUUAAUGUACUGGCAGCUUUAACUGAGUUUGCUGUUUGUGUGUUGCAGUUCAUCUGCAUUUACUUGUAGCUAUCAAAUUCCACUAAGUUAAUAAACACAGAGUAAGACCUGUAACUUAAUGCUUCCCUGGCAUAUAUUUUUGUCAGAUGACCUGUAAAAUGUAAUUUGAUCAAGUCACAGUAAAAUUAAAUGUAUAUGACUUAGUCUUCUUUAGAGUGAAGUGGCCACCAGAUGUCAGUGGUCCUCCAGGACUCUGCUCUGGCAUGCCUCUGAGGCAGGAAAGCUACUUUUCACAGAGAAAAAACUUGUGAUCUCAGCAUAAGAGGGUUGUGAGCACCCUCAGUGCACUAGCAGUCUCUCCAGAGCUCUGGAAACAACUGUGUGGUUCUACCACAGGUUUGUUCCCAACACCUGCCACUUAUGGUUGUGUGGUUUCUAUACUGGGUAAAUGAGAGGCCAAAGUUGAAAUAAUAUUUCACCUGAAAAUGAAUUUUACUAAACAGCAAUUAAACUUGCAAUCUGGAAGAAUGAGCUUGAAUGAAACUUUUAUUGUGGAAAAGUUUGGAUCCCUGGUUUGAUUUAUUUCUGUGAGUUCAACUGUUUGGUAUCCUACUUAUUUUCACUGCCCUGAAGUACUCUGUGCAUUGAUUUCUGUACAGGUGGCAGCAAAAGGCUUAUCCAUGAUUAAAUUCCUCAAAAUAGGAUGAGAUUUAGAAGCACCAUGCUGCAUUUGGCUCUUUGUGCAAGCUAGCUUUUGUGCUUGCAAAAUUUCUUUUCAACUUGGCUUUUUUUCUUUCUGGUAGCUCUGGAUACUAUUUUGAUUGGGUACUGAAGCAAUCUUCUAGUUUUCAUUUACUAUUUGCUCUCAUAUCAUGCAUCAGAUAUAUUUCAUUUCUUUAUGUGGGACCCACACAAUAAACAUGGAUUCUUAAGGCCACA
Molecule: messenger RNA, 4058 nt
Organism: Zonotrichia albicollis (white-throated sparrow)
Lineage: Eukaryota; Metazoa; Chordata; Aves; Passeriformes; Passerellidae
Gene: GDAP1
Product: ganglioside induced differentiation associated protein 1
Biological process (GO): mitochondrial fusion; mitochondrial fission
Cellular component (GO): mitochondrial outer membrane
Source: RefSeq, a predicted model, not a curated record